UUAUGUUUGUUGGAACUUUCAUUACUCCACAAAAGCAGACGCUUAGGCAGCAUUUUCCACAGCGAAGAUGAUGCAACCACAGAUAAUCCUCCUGAAGGAGGGCACGGAGGCCUCCCAAGGAAGAUCCCAAGUCAUCAGUAACAUCAAUGCUUGUCAAGUAGUAGCAGAGGCAGUCAAGACUACGCUUGGCCCUCGUGGAAUGGACAAGCUCAUGGUCGACCCAAGAGGGAGUGUGACCAUCUCCAAUGAUGGAGCCACAAUAGUAAAGCUACUGGAUGUCAUCCACCCAGCUGCCAAGACACUCGUUGAGAUUGCAAAAUCACAGGAUGCUGAGGUCGGUGAUGGUACCACCACAGUAACGAUGCUGGCAGCGGAGUUCCUUAAACAAGUGAAGAGUUACGUGGAUGAGAACGUGCACCCACAGGUCAUCGUCCGCUCCUACCGCAAGGCCACCCAACUAGCUCUGGACAAGAUCCGCGAGAUCGCAGUCAAAAUAGAGAGCGACAAUCCUGAGGAGCAGAAACAGCUUCUCCAGAAAUGUGCCGCUACAACGCUAAGCUCUAAGCUGGUCUCUGCCCAGAAAGACUUCUUCUCUCACAUGGUGGUGACUGCAGUCAGUAUACUGGAUGAGAACCUUCCAAUGGAUAUGAUUGGCAUUAAGAAGGUGCAAGGUGGUGCUCUUGAGGAAUCCAGACUGAUCGCAGGUGUUGCCUUCAAGAAGACCUUCAGCUACGCAGGCUUUGAGAUGCAGCCCAAGACAUAUAAGAACCCCAAGAUUGCUCUACUCAACAUCGAGUUGGAAUUGAAGUCUGAGAAGGAGAAUGCUGAGAUCAGGGUUGACAAUGUUGAGGAUUAUCAAAACAUCGUUGAUGCUGAGUGGUCCAUCCUGUACGACAAACUGGAUAAGAUUCAUCAGAGUGGUGCCAAGGUAGUCCUCUCUAAGCUUCCCAUCGGUGAUGUAGCUACUCAGUACUUUGCUGAUAGAGAUUUGUUCUGUGCUGGACGCGUUGUAGAUGAAGAUCUUAAGCGUACCUUACAGGCCUGCGGGGGCGCUAUACAGACGUCCGUCCAGAGUCUCACCGAGGAUGUGCUAGGCACUUGUGAAGCCUUUAACGAAGAGCAGAUAGGCGGAGAGAGGUAUAACUUCUUCACAGGCUGCCCACAUGCUAAGACAUGCACCCUGAUCUUGAGGGGUGGUGCCGAGCAGUUCAUUGAAGAGACAGAGAGGUCUCUCCAUGACGCUAUCAUGAUUGUUAGACGAGCCAUCAAGAAUGAUGCAGUCGUUGCAGGUGGGGGCGCUAUUGAGAUGGAAUUGAGCAAGUACCUUCGGGAUUACUCUCGUACCAUUGCCGGCAAACAGCAGAUUCUGAUUGGUGCGUUUGCCAAGGCCUUGGAGGUCAUCCCUAGGCAGUUAUGCGACAAUGCUGGGUUCGAUGCCACCAAUAUACUCAACAAGCUCAGGCAGAAACAUGCACAAGGAGAGAUGUGGUAUGGAGUAGAUAUACUUAAUGAGGAUGUAGCCGACAACUUUGUCGCUUGUGUCUGGGAGCCCGCAAUCGUCAAAAUCAACGCAAUCACGGCAGCGUCAGAGGCAGCCUGUCUGAUCCUGUCUGUUGAUGAGACAGUCAAGAACCCCAAAUCAACCAACGCUGAUGAUCGGCCGGUAAAACCACCCAUGGGUAGAGGCAGGGGAAGAGGUAGACCACGCUGAGUACAACCAAAGAUUUAGAAUUGUGCUCGUCGGUUUAAUGUUGAUGUUAAAUUCAUGUGUUUUAGGCAAUUCAAGGAUUUCGUACACAAGGCCAGUUUUAAUAGGAUUUGCUUUCAAACCUUAAACUGAGUUUUACCGGUUCUGACUUAUGUUCCAUAUUCCUAAUAGCACAUGAAUCUUGUCCCUAGGACCUUUGCAGGACAUAAGAACUUGUUAUUACUGUUGAAACCCUACAUUAUAUGACUCACUGUUUCCUUUUCAUUCGGUGGUUAUACUGAAAUUUCUCUGGCUUGUCUAAUACCGCUAGUCAAAGCCAUUAAAUACCAGUGCUUAAUUCUCGGAGUGCUGAACUAUUGCGUCUGCUUAGCAAAAGUGAGCAGAAUACCAGUCACAAAUGGUACGGGGGACAUGUUUAAUUAACCGGUAACCUUAUUCUGGUAAGCAUAACUUUGUUGUGCUUAGCUACUUUUUUUGUGCUUAGGCAGCUCUGUGAAUUUGUGCCCAUGUACAUGUAUAUGGGCUAGUUAAUGAUGACAAUAGUGUGUACCAAUGUGUGGGUUUAUUUUGUUCAAGAGUGGUUUAGAAAUGAUUGAAUUGCCUAAAAGAUUGAAUAUUCUGACUGUCUAUAAAGCUUGCAAGUCACUUGUAGUUCUCAUUGUUGAGCAAGAAAUUUCCCUUUAAAUAUUUCAAACUUGAUGCAAUGUUUACUGUGUAUGUGUCUCUCGAUUUCCGUAGAUUGUCAUUCACAUAUGUAAACAGUAUUGCUUUGCAACUUUGCUGUAACAAAUAUUACUCUGUCUUAUGAUCCUUUUGGUAAUUUACCAGAUAUUACCGCUGUUUAUCUUUUCAAUGUUUCAGCAAUGGUUCGUGAGCUUAGAGCCAUUGCAAAACAAAGGGAACCAUGUAGACCCCCGUAGAGUUCAGUACUUGUGUAACUCCCAUCUCAUGCAACUGAACAUGAAUGUAGUCUAUAUUGGGUUUUGUCUUGUACAAUCAUGUGAUGAUACAGCAAGAAAACAUUGCAACCCGAUCAGCAAACUUAGUCUGGAUGUUGUAAAAUGAUCAUCAGGUACUGUCUACACAAUGGAACAUGAUAAGAUCCUGUCUGAACAUUGUAACCUGAUCGCCCCACUCCCCCCUUAACCCAUAUAAAGGGGGAAGUUCCUCCUUGUCACUACACUCACCCUAGACCUCCUUGUAGGUAAGAACCUCUGGCUCUAUCUACAAAGCUCUUUAAGACUAUUGUCAACACAUGACAUUUGAGUCCGUAGCGAGAGAGAAAUUUACGAGGGGGUCGGGGGAGGGUUGGUUAAAAAAGAUUCUCAGUAGACUUCAAUUAUUCAGAUGGUGUCUAAAAGAAUACGCCAAAAGUUAUUGUGUGUGGUGAGAUAAACGCUUUGACGUGACGGUACAUUGAACAUGAGGUUCCUGUUCUGAAUUCGUCACUGGUGGUUGACAGCACCUAAGGUGUGUACAUGGCGACCGAUGCAUGGUUUAGAUUACUAGCUAUCAAUCAGACAGUAGGCAUGACCUAUAUAAUCACGUCAAGGUGUGUCGGGCUUUGUGUAAAUGGGGGCUGCCCUGUGUAUCAUCUUAGUGUAAAGUGGUUCUCUUACUGUAACAGGUGACGAGGGCCCCCCCCCCCCCCAGGAUACACAAGCCUCUCUUAGUUCAGGGAAAAGUAACCAAUGAUAACGCCAGUAGUGCUUGUCAUGUAAUGAUAUUAGGCCAAACGCCAUUGUAUUACACUGACCACUGAGAUGCGCCUUCUGUUGCUCUGUUUCACCAAUGUGGGAGUCGCCCCAGUACAACCGCAGUGUCUUAAAAGCGCACUUCAUUGUAUAACACACGGCGGUGUUGACCUUGAUUGACACUAUAUCAUGAUGAUGACAUCGGGUGACUUGAGUCACUAGCAUCGAUCAAUCUGUCACCUUGACUUUUCACUCAAUCAAAACACCUUUGUUGUUUAAAUCUAGUGGAAAUCUAGAACAAUAAAUUGCAAUGCAGUUUGUCAACGUGGUCGUGGGGAAAAAUGUGUUGCUGAUUGUCUGUACUUUAUUUGCAUCUAAGUCCGUUGGCAUUUUGGAUUGUAACAUUUUGUUUAUGACUAUGCUAUCAAGUGAAAGCUGAUUUUGCUUCGCAAAAUGUGCAAAAUUGUAUGCUCAUAAGUUACGUCUGAAUGUUCUAUGACUGACACCCUUGUACUUGAAUCCUGUCCCCCAUCCCAUCUCCCCCCCCCCCCCCCAACCGCAAGUGUUCAGAUUUUGUAGUGUUGUGUAGAAUAUUGUUUUGUAGAACUAUAAAGCCCUGUUGCUAUUGUUUUCAUAAACCAAUUGAGAAUUGCAUUUAUACCCUGAUUGAUGCCCAGGAAUAAGUCUCUUUGGUCGUCAGCCCCAAGGCUCUUAGGCCGUCAGCCGAGCAUAGAGAAAGGUCACAGCAGAUGGUCAUAUGUAAUAAAAUGGUGCAUUUGUAAGGUGGAUGUUAUUUGCGAGAUGUUUGUGGCUAGAAUUACUCCGAAGACAUGUUUUUCCAUUCCCAUUUUGGAUUGAACUUGUUCACAAUGACCAAUGAAUGGCUGAAAAGCAAUCCAACUUUUACACUCGGGUUUUUUUCUCGAAACACAAUUUGUACAUGAAUUGCUUUUGCUGGGGUGCACUUUCAUUACGUCCUGCUACGGGGCACAAGACAACCUCAUUUCGUACUGGGCCACCAGUCUAUCAUAUGAGUUUGCCAUAUUAUGGUUCUCGGGUGACUGUUUUUCAAGAAGUACCAGUGUAGUCGUUGUAUAAUGACGAAGUGCAGACUUGUGAUUUGUCAUGAGUUCUCCUGAUUUCAGGAUUUCAAAAUAAACCUCCCUUAGCUUUCAGAGUUUCUUGAAAGAGUCUAACUCACCACCACAGAGACAAAAUACUCUGCCCUUGGUUGGUAUGAUCUAAAAUGUAGAUUUCUAUUCAAGGUGAUGUAAAGAGCCUACAUGUAUGUGUUAUCAAAUUUUCAGAUUUGUUUUUUCUUUUUUGUACAAUCUCACUCUAGUAGGUGUUUUUAUAUUGUCCUUAUUGAAAGGGUUGAACAGUGCUGUUUUUCAAGCUCAUUGUUAUAAUUUGUUUGUUACCCCUAUACACUGCUGUUUAUUAAUCAUCGUAUACUCCAUGCUUUUCCCAGUUUUGUGAGAAAAAAAAAUUGCAUGAUUGCCUUCAUAUUUAUUUUACAGAACUCUGGAAAGUACUGAGUAAACGAUGAUCGAAGUAAGGGUUGAAAAACGAAUUAUUUUCUAGAUCCCAGAUGCAAAAGGUCUACACUCUUUGCUCUUACAAAACUUAACCCAAAUCUUACACCUUGUAUAGUUGUGUGACUAAAUGUGCAUCGUCAAUUUUGCUGUGUGGCCAAAAAAUAAAUAUUCACCAUAAAAAAUGGUUUGUAACCUGGU
Messenger RNA from Asterias rubens (European starfish), 5138 nucleotides. RefSeq names its product T-complex protein 1 subunit eta-like. Gene Ontology annotation, biological process: protein folding. Lineage: Eukaryota; Metazoa; Echinodermata; Asteroidea; Forcipulatida; Asteriidae. The record is from RefSeq and is a predicted model, not a curated record. Gene Ontology annotation, cellular component: chaperonin-containing T-complex. The coding region runs from base 68 to 1711 and encodes 547 amino acids. The transcript is spliced from 11 exons. Gene Ontology annotation, molecular function: ATP-dependent protein folding chaperone; ATP hydrolysis activity; ATP binding.